Lactuca sativa (garden lettuce) is the source of this 897-nucleotide messenger RNA. Lineage: Eukaryota; Viridiplantae; Streptophyta; Magnoliopsida; Asterales; Asteraceae. The record is from RefSeq and is a predicted model, not a curated record.
AUGGUCAAAAACAGUUCUCCACCACAAAAACCUAUAUCCAGCUUCACACCACAAAAACUUGUAUCCAUCCCUAGAUCCCUUAACCAACUAAAUGCAAAAAUUGCCCUUGAAUCCAUUCUAUCAACCAAAGAAAAAGAAGCCAUGAAAAAACCAUCUGCCAAAAAAUUUGCCGAAUUAUGGGACAGCCUCAUUUCAUACACCGAAGUCCAUUCUUUGAUGGGCUUUUACCCAGUAGCCAGACGCCCAGGUCCUACAACAGUUUUCUUAGCCGACUUAUCAUAUCCUAUGACUUUAUGGGAUUAUUUUAUUCAUGGAUUCAUCGACACCAUCUAUCUAGAAGGCACCAAUUUACACUGCAUCAGCGAGUUCCCUUCUGUUGUGCAAACUAUCAUCAGAAAUUAUAAAAUACGAUUUGCAAAACAGGAAAGAGGAUUAUUCAUUAAAAUGCAUUCUAGCUAUCCAAUUUUUUAUGAAGACUCUCAACUAAUUGUCCCAAGUAUUACUUUCGCAAACAUGGGAAUAAGCAACGGCUCAAAACCAAGAAAAGAUGAUCUACCACGAGAAUCACCAAAACAGGAUCACCUAAUUUUUGCACUUGCCGGUGUCUAUUUAGCAUCAUCACGCAUAGGCAACGGUAAAGAUCAAAAGUCAAGAAUCAGAUUGAAUUAUGCCAGUAAAACUUUCAUUAUCUAUUCGUUAACAGACAGUGAAAUCACUCCGGAAGCAAUGAAAGCAAUUGAAACCUUCGAACAACCUUUCGAAAAGUUUUCUCAUCAAUUAGCUGAAUUACCUGCUGAUAUCAAAAAACAACUUUGUAAACAUAUUAUGCAUGCACCAAGACACCAUUGCAGUCACUGUUCAGAAAACACAGAAGAAACACCAUUCAUGGAAGAUUAA